Messenger RNA from Helianthus annuus (common sunflower), 1196 nucleotides. Its product is annotated as ankyrin repeat and SAM domain-containing protein 6. Lineage: Eukaryota; Viridiplantae; Streptophyta; Magnoliopsida; Asterales; Asteraceae. The transcript is spliced from 2 exons. The coding region runs from base 273 to 1016 and encodes 247 amino acids. Gene Ontology annotation, molecular function: protein binding. The record is from RefSeq and is a predicted model, not a curated record.
CAAGAAUCUUCUCCAUGUUUCCUAAUCCACCAUUGACCUCACGUUGACUUUUUCAAUGGAAGAAAUCUUCAUCCACAUGUAGCAAGCACUAGACUCAUGUGCACCGUUUCCUCUUGAAUUUCACUCACUCAGUUCCCAAAUCAAUUUCACACACAAACUUUCAUUCACUUCAAUUCAACAAUCCCACUCAAAUCUCUUUAACUUUUUCGGCUUCAACUGCAUCAUCAUCCACCAUAAAAAGGGUUUUUGCAAGCACUUAAAAUUUGGGGAUAAUGAUGAUGUCACAUAUGGAAUCAGAGGGGCAAAGAUGGCCAAAUGUUCCAAAUGUUAGAUUGGCAGAAUUGGGAGAUGCAUCUGCUGCUUUUAAUUUCGGGUUUUCGGAUAUGAUGAUGACUAACUUAUGGAUGUAUGACUUUAACAUGCUUGAAGAAUCACAAAACAAUCUAUUUUCGGGGUUCCCGGUUCACGAAUCACCCGAGUAUGCUAUUUCCGAUCCUGCGUUAUCUUCGUCGAGGUUUUUGCUUGAUACGGAGCACAACAGGGAGAACGAUGAUCCAAACACGAUAAAAGUUGCGGAAGUGGUUGAAUCUAAAGUGACCCAAAAGAGCGUAAAAGGUCCACGAAGCAAAAGGUGCAAGCGAACUGUUUUCCAAAGUCCAUGGAACUUCACAUCAACUCCAUCUGUUGAGCUUCACGGGUCGGUUGAUAAUCAAGGGUCUGCUAUGAGCAAAAGAAGUUUGGGUAGAACUGAUCUCAGUGAACCCACUUUCAAGAAACAAAAGGGUCAGAAUAUUGAAAAUAACGAGCUCAUUUCGGAAUCCGUUAGUGUAAAUGGUGUUGGCAGGUGGUUAGAAGAUGUGGGGUUCGGUAGAUACAAGAGCAUGUUUGAAAUGCACGAGGUUGAUGAAGAAGCGUUGCCGUUGCUUACGCUUGACGAUCUGAAGGAAAUGGGUGUUCUUGCCGUCGGCCCUCGAAGGAAACUGUAUGCUGCGAUAUGUCGACUCAAGGGGAAAUAAGCAAAGCAAAAAGCAAGACUUGUUAGUGUAAAAUGUAAGUAGUGUGGAUCUCCAACAUGUUUUUGGAAUAUGUUUCUGUUGUUUUUAACUGCUGAUAGUUGUGUUUUAGCUUAGAUAAGAGACGAGACAGAUGAUGGUUAUGAUAAGAAUUAUAGUCAAGCUUUUAAGUUUUGUGGAUGA